This is a messenger RNA of Phacochoerus africanus (Common warthog), 1011 nucleotides long. RefSeq names its product low-density lipoprotein receptor-related protein 4-like. The transcript is spliced from 5 exons. The coding region runs from base 196 to 1011 and encodes 271 amino acids. The record is from RefSeq and is a predicted model, not a curated record. Lineage: Eukaryota; Metazoa; Chordata; Mammalia; Artiodactyla; Suidae.
AUAAUACACGAAGUGCUACAGCCCAGGUCUUCCAAUCCUUGUCUGGACACUGGAUGUUCUCACUUGUGCCUUCUGAGCCCGAGAUCCAAAGGAAGCUGUCGUUGCCCAAUUGGACUCCUGCUUGCAGACGAUGGCGUCAGCUGUGUUCCACUCAAGGAGUCUGCAUUCCUGUUCCUUGUGUUGCCCACAGUUAUCAUGCAGAUUUAUCUGAAAAAUCUAGAAGCUUCACAAGGACAAGCAACUUUACCAGAACAUAGGAUUCUUCCCUUUACCAGCAUGAACCAGCUUGCAUCAAUGGACUACCUCGUCCAGGAGAGGGCUCUGUACCUUUCAGAGUUGAAUAAGGGUGUUAUCUGGCUCCUGAGGCUCAGAGACUCUGGGAAGCUUUCUUGGAGGAAAAUCAUAUCCACAGAAGGGUCAGUGAUUGACCUUGCCGUGGACUGGUUGAGUGGAAACAUCUACUGGAUUGAUAGUAUGAAUCCUCACAUCAAUGUUGCUUCCUCCAAAGGCCAGCACACCACAGUCUUGCUCAGCCAGCGUCUUUACCGUCCAACUUCUACUGUGCUCCACCCGCCGACGGCAGUCAUGUGCUUUGUGGACCUGGGUUCCCUGGAUGACAGUAAGCGUGGCUCCAGCAUUGAAUGUGCCUCCAUGGAUGGCAGCAAGAGGAAGGUGCUAUGGCAGAAAUCCCAGGUCCCUGUGGGCCUGACCUUUUCAGAUGCAGGGACCCGAGUGUACUGGGCUGAUCCUGGGAGAGGACUCAUAGAAAGUAUUCAACGAGAUGGCUCUGGAUACAGAGUAGACCGCAGGGGCAUUCAGGGCCUUAACCUCUUCACUUAUGGCCAAGGCAUGAUGUUCUGGACAACAGUUGAUGAUGCUGAAACCAAUAAAGUUUGGUACAGCAAGGCAGAACUUUUAGAAAACAGGUGGUUCCAAGUAGACCAGAAGAUUGUGGAUUUAAAAGUUUACAGUAAAUUUAGUCAACAGGACACAGAUGGAGUGCCUAAUUGA